Bufo bufo (common toad) is the source of this 858-nucleotide messenger RNA. Its product is annotated as eukaryotic translation initiation factor 1b. Gene Ontology annotation, molecular function: translation initiation factor activity; RNA binding; ribosomal small subunit binding. The transcript is spliced from 4 exons. Bases 229 to 570 code for a protein of 113 amino acids. The record is from RefSeq and is a predicted model, not a curated record. Gene Ontology annotation, biological process: translational initiation. Gene Ontology annotation, cellular component: eukaryotic 43S preinitiation complex. NCBI's taxonomy places the organism in Eukaryota, Metazoa, Chordata, Amphibia, Anura, Bufonidae.
AGCCGCAACACGGCCAUUUUGUUCUAGACUGCAAGCGAGCAGGUUAGGCCUUGUCCGAGGACUCGUAGACGCUUCUCGUCAGUCCGGCUUCUCUGCUGAGCUCCUGUUCCCGCAGCCAGAGGAGGUGUCCGCCGUUCGCUCCCGCCAGCGCUCUCUAGACCCACAGAAGCCCGCUCUUCCACCGCCGCCAGCCUUUUCCUCUGCACUCCGUGCACGUAAUAAUAUCGCAUGUCCGCUAUCCAGAACCUCAACUCUUUCGACCCCUUUGCUGAUGCAACUAAGGGUGACGACUUACUCCCGGCAGGGACUGAAGACUAUAUCCAUAUAAGAAUUCAACAACGAAACGGCAGAAAGACUCUGACCACUGUACAGGGGAUUGCAGAUGAUUACGACAAAAAGAAACUUGUAAAAGCUUUCAAGAAGAAAUUUGCCUGUAAUGGUACUGUGAUUGAACAUCCAGAGUACGGUGAAGUCAUUCAGCUGCAGGGUGACCAGAGGAAAAACAUCUGUCAGUUUCUUAUGGAAAUUGGCAUUGUUAAGGAAGAACAGCUGAAGGUCCAUGGCUUCUGAGAUGUGAAUUACGUCACACUUUUCUGCCAAGGCUGGCACUCUUAAAACAUGAAUAUUUGCAGUAGAAGGACUUUUAAUAUGUCUGAACAUUCAACUCUAGGUCCUUUUGUGCAUGAUUAUCAAAAAUGUGUAAAGAGUAGGCUAGUAACACAUAAAAAGAUAGCUGUUAGAUGGUAGGUUGGAACCAGGAGUUUUAGCACAUUUCCAAUGGAAAUGUUUUAGUGAUCUGUCACCUUUUUUUCCACUUGAUUUGAUGUUUUUGUUGUAUUAAAUGUUUGUUGCUGCCUA